Molecule: messenger RNA, 4080 nt
Organism: Penicillium odoratum
Lineage: Eukaryota; Fungi; Ascomycota; Eurotiomycetes; Eurotiales; Aspergillaceae
Product: nonribosomal peptide synthase
Exons: 1
Coding region: 1-4080 (1359 amino acids)
Biological process (GO): amino acid activation for nonribosomal peptide biosynthetic process; secondary metabolite biosynthetic process
Cellular component (GO): cytoplasm
Molecular function (GO): phosphopantetheine binding; catalytic activity
Source: RefSeq, a predicted model, not a curated record
AUGACGUCCAAUGAGGCCGAUAUCCCCACGGGCCUUCCCAUGUGCCAGUGGAACAGCGCCAGAAGGACAGAUUCGAAACAAUCUACGAUUUUAACGGCGACUGAGCUACCGACGGAGGAGCCAGUGGCACAACAGCCAACAGUGAACGGAGGAACUACAACCGCGAACCACGUAACGACGAAGGAGGUCACAUCCAAUGAACGUCCCACAGCGGCGGAAUUUUGGCAGAAUGCCCUGGCAGGUGCCGAAUGCUCCUCAUAUCCGACAUUACCACCAUUCCUUGAUCAGCCAGACGCAGAUAGAGAGGUAGAGCACACUUUCCUCCAACCUUCGGAGGUUCUUGGGAGUAUCUCUGUAUCAACAUUGGUCCGCGCGGCAUGGGCUUUGAUCACCGGCUCAAUGACCGACUCGAAUGAUGUGAUGUUUGGUACAACAGCAUCUAAAGGAAACACAAUAAUUCCCGUGCGCGUAAGACUCGGAAAUUUGAGUAUUCAAGAGUACCUACGAGAGGUCCAACAGCAUGCGAUUGCGGCUAUUCCCCACGAGCAAGUGGGAUUGGAACAAAUAGCCAAGCUGUCUACCGACUGCGAAAAAGCUUGCGCAUUCCAAACGGUGCUUAUCCAAUCCCGCGAUGAUAUCCCACCUUACCAGUUCAACAAGUAUGGGCUCACGAUCCAUGUUAAGCUUGUUGGCGGCGAGAUCAACGUUAAGGCUGCAUUUGACCCGCGUGUAAUUGAGCCAUUGCUUGUCUUUAAACUCCUCCGACGCCUUGAAUUUGUCACUCAACAACUCAGUAGCUCAAGUCAACAAAAGGGGCUGAGCGAGCUGGAGCUUCUUCCGCCACAGGAUCUAGAUCAAAUUCGCGAGUGGAACAGCGGUGUUCCAGCGGUGGUUGAGCGAUGUAUCCAUGAUAUUGUCCAGGAACGUGCGCAGGCUGACCCUGAGGCGCAGGCAGUCUGCGCAUGGGACGGUGAACUAACAUAUCGCGAGCUGAACGAGCUUUCAUCUUAUCUUGCCUCCCACCUGGUGAAUCUCGGUGUUGGCCCUGAGAAAGUCGUGCCAUUAUGCUUCGAAAAGUCGAUGUGGACCGUUGUGGCCAUACUUUCUGUUCUCAAGGCUAGUGGCACAUUCGUUCUCCUUGAUCCCAGUCUCCCCGAGGGCCGAGUUCAGAGUGUCACCCAGAAGGUGCAGGCGGAGACUGCAAUUACUUCCAAGUACUGUCAAGGCAGACUCAGUCCCUUCGUGCGCCAGACGGUUGUGCUCUCCAAGGAAACUAUGGAUUCGUUCAAAUCACAAAGUCAGCGAUCCUCGUCUCAGAUGCCAAAGGCGGUGCCUAGCGGUGCUGCAUAUAUCAUUUUCACAUCCGGUAGUACUGGAGAGCCGAAGGGCUGCGUUGUCGAGCACCGAUCCUACUGCUCAGCUGCAUCUGGCCACGGAAAGAUCCUAGGCAUGAGCAAGAACAUUCGCGCUCUGCAGUUCGGCUCCUACAACUUCGCCGGAGCUAUCAUGGAAAUGGUCAUGACCAUGAUCUAUGGUGGCUGUAUCUGUAUUCCCAAAGAAGAGGAUCGCACGGUCAACCUGGCCGCGACGAUUGGCAAGCUGAAUGCCAAUUGGGCCUUCUUGACCGCGACUGUGCUGGCGCUCCUUCACCCAGAGGACGUUCCAUCGCUACGCACAAUUUGCGUCGGUGGUGAGCCCAUCCGAAGCUCCCAGAUCAGGUUGUGGGCUCCAAAGGUCCAGUUGCGACAAACUUACGGCAGCGCUGAGACUGCUGCUGUCGUCUCGUCGGCUGGCUUGGAUCCGGCGUCGGUCGUUACGAGUGUCGGAAAAGCGACUACCUGCAAGUGCUGGCUCACCAACCCAGCGAAUCCUAACCAGCUCGUGCCUAUCGGUGCACCUGGUGAGGUUAUAUUCGAAGGACCUGUGAUCGGGCGGCAUUACAUUGGCAAUCUGCAGAAGACAGCCGAGGCCUUCAUUGAGGCGCCGUUCUGGAGAGGCACCCUCGGGCCUGUUGCUGCAUCUUCGAGGUUCUACCGAACUGGUGACCUCGCUUCAUACAGGAGCGAUGGAUCCAUUGAGCUGCUGGGAAGAAAAGAUACCCAGGUUAAGCUGCGUGGCCAGCGCAUUGAGCUUGGAGAAAUUGAACACCAAGCAAGACAAUCCUCUCCAGACUUGAAGGAGGUCGCCGUAGAGCUUACUGUUCUUGGUGGCAGCGGUCCUAAGUUGAUCUCCUUCCUGGUGCUCAAGUCCAGCCAAACAAAUGAAAAUGGCAGUGGUGUGGUUCUUGACGAACAUGUCUGGUCGGUUAUUCAAACUGUGAAGAGUCGACUGGAGAGCGUGCUGCCCCAUUACAUGGUUCCCUCUGUGUUCCUCCCCAUCACAAGCCUUCCUCUCACGGCCUCUGGAAAAACCGAUCGGAGAAUCCUUCGCCAGAUGGGCUCCGCGCUCACCGCACAGCAAAUCCUGGAUCUGCAUCCCAAGUCUAAAGGCGAGAAGCGAAAGCCACACACACGGACUGAACUGCAGCUUCAGCAGAUCUGGUGUGAUGUGCUCAAACUCGACCCCUCCACCAUCGGUCUUGACGACAGCUUCUUCCAGAUCGGCGGUGAUUCUGUUAGCGCCAUGAAGGUUAUAAGUAAGGCUCGCGCGCUCGGCCUGAACCUGAAAAUGGUAGACAUUUUCCGAAAGGACAUACUUGUGGAGUUGGCUCAGCAGGAGUCCCUAAACACCGCUGACGAAGCCCCCGAGCAAGUUGUUUCCGCUCCUCUCGUCGAAUCCUCACUCAAAUCCGCUCUGCUUGACGAGCUUGAAUCGACCUUCUCCAUCAGUUCCUCAGAUGUUGCGGAUAUCUACCCGCUCACCUACGUCCAGGAGGUCCUUGUCACUGCCAUUGUAAGCUUGGGAUAUUCCGUCGAUUAUGUCUACCUUGAUCUCGAUGCUGGCCUGGAUGUAUCGGACUUGGAACGUGGCUGUAGGAGACUAUUUGAGAAGUACCCCAUCCUCCGCGCUCGCUUCUUGCAGCUUCAGGGCAAGUUCUGGCAAGUUGUUCCCCACCAACUCAAUGAGGUCUUUAGCAUUGAGCCCGUCGUUGGGAAUCUUGAAGAAUGCGUCCGGAACUUCUGCCUCGAGAACAAGAAGACAUUGCCACCCACCCAGCCCCCUGCUGCGUUCUUCCUCUUCAGGCAUGAGAAGGGAAUGCGGUUGGCCUUUCGGUUGUCGCACGCCCAAUAUGAUGCCUUCAGUGUGCCCGUCCUGUUGCAGGCAAUCUUCGAUGGCGAUCAGGGUGAGACUCCUGCGAAGCCAACUUUCCCUUCAUUCCUCGAAUACACCGCCCACCGGCGCCCCAAGACACUUGCCUACUGGAGCCAAUUGCUUCGGGGAUCGCAUGUCACUCCAAUCAUGCCCCAUAUCCGCCCAAAAAAUCCCCAAACCCCCAUUCCUGAGCAAAUUAAUGCAGUAGGGGAGGCACAUUUGCCGAGCCGUCUGGGCAAAAUUACCCACGCCACUCUGCUCCGGGCCGCGUGGGCUGUCUAUCUCUCGCGCAUGACGAGUGAAACCGACGUCAUCUACGGCCAGGUGGUUGCCGGCCGUGUCGCCGGGAUUCCAGCCGUAGAGAAGAUCGUCGGGUGUUGUCUGAACAUUCUCCCCGAGCGCGUUGAUUUCGCUUCUAUCAAGACUGUUGCGGAGCUACUCAACGUCGUUCAGGACCAAUAUCUUUUGCUGGGAGAUUCAGACUCCCUUGAUUUCAGGGCCAUUGUCGAUAACUGCACCGAAUGGCCAGCCGGUUCUGAAUUUGACGCCGUUCUUCAUCACCGGAGUGUUGAUACAACACCCGAGAUCCAUACCUCGGCCGGUCUUGCGCAUCUGGGAUAUCUCCCAAACCCGUCCAUUUUCCCGUUCAUCUACAUUGUGUCGGCAUCGCGGGGCGAUGAUAUUCUCAUCAAGGUGAUGGCCAAUAAUCAUAUGAUGGCCCCCGAGAUGUGUAAGAACAUGGCGGACAGUCUGGCCCGCAUUAUAGAGAAGCUGGUUACUGGCAUGCAUAUGCCAUUGCCGCAGUGGAUGGAUGAUGUUAAGGUCUAG